AUGCAACAGAAAGCCUUUGAGGAAAGCAGAUACCCCUGGCAGGAGUCCUUUGAGAAUGUCGCUGUGUGCCUGCCCUUCCGUUGCCCGAGGUGUGGGGACCAUACCAGAUUUAGAAGCCUGUCCUCGUUGAGGGCCCAUCUGGAAUUUAGUCACAGCUACCAGGAGAGAACCCUCUUGACAAAAUGCAGCCUCUUUCCAUCUCUCAAAGACACAGACCUGGUCACUUCCUCCGAGCUCCCGAAACAGGGAAAAUUGCAGAGCUGUGGCAACAUAGUAAAGCAGAAACCAAGCUAUGUUAACUUGUAUAGUAUUUCGCACGAACACUCCAAGGACAGGAAGCCAUUCGAGAUGGUGGCAGAGAGGCCCGUGUCCUACGUGCAGACCUACACUACAGUAGACCUACGUGCAGACUCGCCGGAUGCACCGAGGGCCAGUCCGGGCCUGCCCACCUCAGACACCAAAGCAGCUUUCGAGGCACAUGUCAGAGAAAAGUUCAGUCAGAUGGUCGAGGCUGUGGACAGGACCAUAGAGAAGAGGAUUGAUAAACUCACCAAAGAGCUGGCCCAGAAAACUGCUGAACUGUUGGAAAUUCGGGCGGCAUUUGUGCAACUGACGCAGAAGAAGCAGGAAGUUCAGAGACGAGAGCGGGCCCUGAACAGACAGGUGGAUGUGGCCGUGGAGAUGAUCGCAGCCCUGAGGCAACGCCUGAUGGAAUCCGAAGAGGAGCUUCUCAGGAAAGAAGAAGAGGUGGUUACGUUCAACCAUUUCCUGGAAACAGCAGCUGAGAAGGAGGUUCAAGGAAAAGCUCGGCUCCAGGACUUCAUAGAGAAUCUGCUGCACCGGGUGGAGCUCGCGGAAAAACAGCUGGAGUACUAUCACAGCCAGCAGGGGGCCGGCCUCUGCGGGGACUCCCGAGAGCACGCGCUUACAGAUAUCUCCUCAAAUAGGAAACCCAAAUGCCUAAGCCGAGGGCACCUGCAUUCUGUGUGUAACCACCCUGAUCUCAAGACCCAUUUCCAUCCAAAGGGAAGGAUGAAAAAAGCCAAGGAUGACAGAGCCAGCGUGCAGCCUGCUAAGUCCCUGCAUGAACAGACCGAGUCCCCAAGAGAACUCUGCAGACCAGCAAAGAAAGGGGAGCCUCUGGGGUUUGGCCGGAAAGGCAACAUCAGACCCAAAAUGGCCAAAAAAAAGCCGACAGCGAUUGUGAACAUCAUCUAA
Messenger RNA from Rangifer tarandus platyrhynchus (Svalbard reindeer), 1218 nucleotides. NCBI's taxonomy places the organism in Eukaryota, Metazoa, Chordata, Mammalia, Artiodactyla, Cervidae. The record is from the annotation of a GenBank genome assembly.